Messenger RNA from Cygnus atratus (black swan), 2540 nucleotides. RefSeq names its product nuclear assembly factor 1 ribonucleoprotein (gene NAF1). Gene Ontology annotation, cellular component: sno(s)RNA-containing ribonucleoprotein complex. The transcript is spliced from 8 exons. Gene Ontology annotation, molecular function: RNA binding. NCBI's taxonomy places the organism in Eukaryota, Metazoa, Chordata, Aves, Anseriformes, Anatidae. Bases 73 to 1377 code for a protein of 434 amino acids. The record is from RefSeq and is a predicted model, not a curated record. Gene Ontology annotation, biological process: pseudouridine synthesis; ribosome biogenesis; box H/ACA snoRNP assembly.
CUCCUCCGCGGGCCCGCCCGGCCCGGGCGAGGCGGCGGCAGCGGAGGGGACCACGUGGGCGGGGGGGGCGAGAUGGCGGCGCGGGGCGAGAUGGCGGAGCAGCGGGAGGUGGCGGAGCAGCGGGAGGUGGCGGCGCAGCAGCGGGAGGUAGAGGCGCAGCGGGAGGUGGCGGCGAAGCUGGAGGCGCUUACGUUCGACCCCAGCGCGGCGGCCCCGGGCCCUCCUGGCCCCCGGGAGGGCGAGGGGGGAGAUGAGGCCGUGGUGCCGCUGGGCGAGGCGGCGUCCUGCUCCCAGCCGGCCGCGGCGGCGGACUCGGAGAGUGACACAGAUUCAGACAGUUCAUCAACUACAUCCUCCUCCUCUUCGUGUUCUUCUUCAUCAACAGUGUCUGAUGAAGAUGAUCAUCCAAACGAGAAGGAUAACAGAAGACAGUGUGUUAAAACAAAAGAUGAGUUGCCCCUUGAUGAACUGCCUCCAGUUGAAGACUUAUCUUUAAUUCUACCUGAUAAUGUUGAACUGAAGCUCUUUGGGACAGUUUCCAGUAUCAUUGAGCAGCUAGUAAUAAUUGAAUCUCUGAGAGGCCUACCUCCAAUAAACGAGGAAAGCAUAAUUUUUAAAGAAGAUCGGCAAGCUGCAGGAAAGAUAUUUGAGAUAUUUGGUCCUGUUAUGCAUCCCUUUUAUGUGUUACGAUUUAACAGCCCUGAGCAUAUCAAAGAAAAAAGUAUUAAUGUGCAAGAUAACAUGUAUUUUGCUCCAUCAGUACAGGACUUCACCCAGUAUAUAUUUGCAGAGAAACUGAGACAGGAGAAGGGGUCAGAUGCAUCUUGGAAGAAUGACCAGGAACCGCCACCUGAAGCCUUGGACUACAGUGAUGAUGAAAAAGAGAGAGAGGCAAAACAAAGGAAAAAGAAGCCUCAAAAUCAAGGAAGGAAGAAAUUCAGAUCAGAAACAAAUACAUCAGAUGAGUACGAAGGAGCUCAUCAGCCAGUGCAACAGCCUGCUUCAAGUUAUUCAAGGGGGUACCAUGACAGACAGUUCUCUGGUGUUCCGUUUCCUCCACCAUCAGGACCUCGAGGAUUUUCAAGACCUCAAAUGAGACCACCACAGCUAUACUAUUCAGACAACAGAAUACAUCAUGAGUCUCCAGUGUUCCGGCAGCCUUACAGAAAUGAAAAUCCAAUGAUGCAGCAGUAUCCCUUUCCUCCUCCAGUUUUUGGUUCUGGUAAUGAGAUGCAUCAAUUUCACCAUCCGCCUUCAAAUCUAAAUAUGGCUUGGAUGGGCCCAAACAUGUACAACUCAUCGUACCCAUUUUUGCCACCACCACCGCCGCCUCCACCUCCUCCAGAUAGCCAUCGUUCUCCCUUCAAGCCUUACUAAGUUUCCAUAAACGUGUGGCUGCCAAGACUCUAUUCCCUUAUUUUGGAGAUGCUUUUUUUUUCUGCAAGAAUAGGACAAAUGCAGAGUUCGAUGCUUUGUGGGAUAUCCACAGAAAACUUUUUUUCUAUUUCUUUUCUGUUUCAAAAAAAGUAUGAUUAAAAUUACAUUAUUAUAUAAUGGUUUAUUUUUGUAAUAUCUACCAGCUUGGGGUGAUAAUAAAAACUUUUCAGAGAUCGGUGUAUAGUGUUUGAAAUGUUUUGUACUAAAUUGAGGUUUAAUAACUACUGUUUCAUGGUGAUAGGGGAUAUUUGGCAUAGAUGUUGUUUUCAAUAGUUUUUAGAUCAGUUGGAUACUGCUAUGCUGGACUGUCACUUGUUUGGAUUUGUGUCGUAUGGUGGGAAAGCAUCGGAGAUGGAAAGCUGCUGUAUGGAGUCCUACACGACGAGUUGCAGAAGCUGCUGAGGGAGAAGGUGAAUCGAGUCAGUUUGCAGAAGUGAAAGCCGUUCAGCUGGCCUUAGAUAUUGCUGAACGAGAAAAGUGGCCAGUUCUCUAUCUCUAUACUGAUUCAUGGAUGGUAGCAAAUGCCCUGUGGGGGGGGCUACAGCAAUGGAAGCAGAACAACUGGGAACGCCGGGGCAAACCCACCUGGGCUGCUGCAUUGUGGCAAGAUAUUGCUGCCUGGGUAGAGAACCUGGUUGUAAAGGUACGCCAUGUAGAUGCUCAUGUGCCCAAGAAUCGGGCUACUGAAGAACAUGGUAUUGAGUGGGUGUAUCACAUCCCUUAUCAUGCACCAGCCUCCGGGAAAGUUGAACGAUACAAUGGACUGUUAAAGACUACACUGAAAGCAAUGGGUGCUGGGACAUUCAAAAAUUGGGAAACACAUUUGGCUGCCAGCCGGGCUAAACCACAACAGUCCAUUUGGCGCCCAACGUGGGGCUCGAAGGGUUGAGAUAUCGACAGAUUUGACCAGAGUGUGUUAAACUAAAAUUGGUAUAAGUAUUCGACCUGCUUAAUAGUUGCUAGUCACAAUGUUGAUUGCCUUAAUCUCAAGUCUGCUGUACCUGUUACCCAAAUUGAGUUUUAUAGCAAGUUACUUUCUGUAUGUGCUCCCUGCUCCCUUCUAAUCUGCUUACAUGGAGAAUAAAAUUUGAGACCUAAUUUUU